This is a messenger RNA of Hansenula ciferrii, 501 nucleotides long. RefSeq names its product mitochondrial 54S ribosomal protein mL40 (gene MRPL28). The record is from RefSeq and is a predicted model, not a curated record. The coding region runs from base 1 to 501 and encodes 166 amino acids. Gene Ontology annotation, biological process: mitochondrial translation. Gene Ontology annotation, molecular function: structural constituent of ribosome. The transcript has a single exon. NCBI's taxonomy places the organism in Eukaryota, Fungi, Ascomycota, Saccharomycetes, Phaffomycetales, Wickerhamomycetaceae.
AUGUUGAGAUCAUCUGCUAAAUCAAGCAUACAGACACUAAGUCGUGGAUUUUUAUCUGCUGAACAAAUACCAUCAAAAUCAGGUCCAAUUCAAUUUGUUCGUGGUAAACGUACCAAAAAAGUUAGUUCAAUUUCACCACAAACUCAAAAAAUAAUUACACAAUUAUCAGUUUUAAGUGCCAGAAAGAAGGUUCCAAGAGUGCUGAAGUUAAGUAAUGAAGAUCUUGUUAGACAUGAUGCAGUUCAAAGAGCUUGGGGUGUUUAUCAAAAAGAUAAAAGAAUCAAAAAUAAAUCAGAUUUAGCCAAACAAUAUGAAGCUAUGAAUAAUGCAAUGACUGAUUUGAAAUCAACAAAUAGAGAAUUAUAUGAUCUAGCUAAUGUUAGAGAAGUUAAUAAGAAGUUCCCAUUAGAAUUCAGAAUCCCAACACAUUUCCCACCAAAUAAAGUAUGGUAUUACGAUUAUGUUCCAAAAGAUGAAACAAAAACUACAAAAGAAAAUUGA